This is a messenger RNA of Nicotiana tabacum (common tobacco), 674 nucleotides long. Its product is annotated as putative late blight resistance protein homolog R1A-3. The record is from RefSeq and is a predicted model, not a curated record. NCBI's taxonomy places the organism in Eukaryota, Viridiplantae, Streptophyta, Magnoliopsida, Solanales, Solanaceae.
CAGCCAAUCGCCUCAUUGAUAUGUCUAGCUUGACAAAACUCGAAGAAUUAAAGUGUGCCAAUGGACUUGUUUGCUACUCCAUCAAGAGUUUCGUUUUCCCAACAUCGCUUAAGAGGUUGACUUUAACUCACUGCUUUUGGUUUCAUUGGGACGAUAUAUCAAUUCUUGUCAUGUUGCCAAAUCUGGAAGAGCUCAAACUUAAAGUUGCUGUAGUCACUGGUGAUCAAGUAUGGAGAUUGAGCGAUGAAGACAAGUUCCAAAGCUUGAAGUUGUUAUUUAAAGGCAUACAUCUUGAGCGUUGGGAAGCUAGCAGUGAUAGCUUCCCAAAUCUAAGACGCCUUGUUCUGAAGAAUUGCAACUACCUGAAAGAAAUUCCAACAAAUUUUGGGGAAUUUUGUACGUUGGAGUCAAUUGAGUUACACAAUUGCAGCAGUCUAGCUGAGGAUUCUGCAAGAAAUAUUGAACAAGAACAAGAAGACAUGGGAAAUAAUUCCCUCAAGGUCUACAUCCAUAACAGUCGCAGGAAAUAAAGCUUAUUUUGAGGGACCAUUUCCAAAUGCGGAACCUUGUAUUAGUUUAUAUGUAUUUUGAAACUUUUAUGUCCUUAUCUGUUGUUAAAUUUAUGUUUUAGGAAUAAUCCAUAUUUAAUGCAAGUCUCACCCAUUUGUGAAUUA